AUGGAUCUGCAAACCGCCAUCGAUGCUAUCAUCAAGCUAGAUCAAUCAAGACUGUCUGGCGUCACCUCCCAGAUCCCGGAGCCGGGGGUACUGCGAAUUAUAACUUCUUUGGCUGCGUACGAGCAAGCAUAUGUCGCAUUCAGCUUCUUGCGACAAAGACUAUUCCGACGUGAUAAUCUGGAAGCAGCUUACCAUGAAGUGACUCUAGCGAUAAGCCAGCUGCAGAGCAUGGAAAACAAUGUGAAUCUUCCACCGACAGCUGUCCUCCAAAGUUUGACCAUGUGGUGCGAUGUCCGUGAGAAGAUGGUCAAAGUUUAUCAAACCCUCAGCUCAUUCGAUUUUCUUGAUGAAGGAACAUGUGAACGUCUUGCAGCCGAUGUAAACGUCAUCAGCAAAUUGGAUCUUCCUUUCAUGGUGCGCACGUUGGGGCAGUCCGUACAUGUACUCGGGUUGGAAGUGCGAUCUAUGCUCCACCUACUCUUAGCCGAACUGGCUAUCGAACAGUAUUCGUUCAAGGACGCUUCAUUUCAUCUUUUUGUGGCGCACGACAGUCUUCGCAAAUGGGAGUCCAUCCUUAUUGGAAACCUAAAGGGAAAUCAUGCAUCCGGUGACAAGAAACUGAAUUGCAGCAGGGAACUCCUUUCCUUCAUGAGAAGAUUCGCCUUCUCUGUUGCAAAUAAGAUCGCCAUAUUCUUUCAUCGAAUUAUUACGGAAAAACGAGUCCAUCUAGUCCCUCUUUCGCCGAUCGCAGAUGGAAACUCCGAUGCGGUGGGACCCGCUUUGCAUUUAUUGGCGCACUAUCGACGACAUACUAGUGCUUUCAAUAUUUCCCUCAUAUACUUGAUUCGACCAAAUAUUCCGUUUUGCGCUGAGGGUUACACAUGCUCAAAGCGGACCACGAAUGAGCAGCUGACUGGAAUACAAUCUUUUCCUGCUAUAUGCAGUGUUCCAUCGGACCCUCCGAUGGAGCAUUGGCCGAAUAUGAUAUCUAUCCUGCAGCAAGAACUGCUUCCCGCGACAAGUGGCAAUAAUCCUACACGCAACGAUCGGCUAUCCGGAGGAUACUAUUCAAAUCUCAUGACAGCUUACUUCAAAAAGUCAACUGCAAGUACACCGCGGUCAAAAGGCAAACCAGUUCACUUUUACGAUAAGAAGGUCAACGCCACGUACAUUCUUGCUCGCGUUGUGCCGCGAAUAGUCGUGUCAAUAAUAUUCAUAGGCAAGCACGAGGAGAGGAGGGGUGGCCAUACUAAUGGAUUUAUUGAUAAGCUUGCAAGGCAGCUUGAGCACGGCAAUGUCCUUGCCUCGAUCCAUCUGCGAUAA
This is a messenger RNA of Spizellomyces punctatus DAOM BR117, 1323 nucleotides long. RefSeq lists its product as uncharacterized. Gene Ontology annotation, cellular component: KICSTOR complex. The transcript has 8 exons. Lineage: Eukaryota; Fungi; Chytridiomycota; Chytridiomycetes; Spizellomycetales; Spizellomycetaceae. The record is from RefSeq and is a predicted model, not a curated record. Gene Ontology annotation, biological process: cellular response to glucose starvation; cellular response to amino acid starvation; protein localization to lysosome. Bases 1 to 1323 code for a protein of 440 amino acids.